AUGCUUUUAAAUUUCAUUAUUUUCAUUAAAAUAGCUUAUUAUUCCUCAGAAGCAGAUACUCUUAUCAUUCCAGAUGGAACCAUUCAGAUAAAUUACAGUCAAUUUGCUAAUAGGGGAGAUUUCAUAGCAAUUACUUUUCCAAAAUCGUUAAAAUCCAUUGGUGAUUAUUCAUUUUAUAACUGUACAAGUUUGCAAAGCCUUGACUUACCUCCAAACUUAGAAAUUAUUUCAGAACAUUCAUUUGAAUUUUGCACUAAUUUAAAAGUAGUUACAUUUCGUUCAACACAUACAACUAUUUCAGAAUAUUCGUUCUAUAAGUGUACCAAUCUUGAAACAAUAACUUUUCCUUCUUCGAUUUCAGAAAUAAAAAAUUACACUUUUUUCAAUUGUAUAAAUCUAGGUCAUAUAACUUUUCCAAAUACAAUUAGUCAAAUCGGAGCUGAAGCAUUUUUUGAUUGUUCAAAGCUAACGUUUGAUUCUUUACCAGCAUCAUUAUUGGUGAUUGAAUCUUGUGCAUUUCAAUCAUGUAAUAGUAUUGAAAGCAUUGAAAUUCCAGAAAAACUAAUAAAUAUUUCAGAUCAAUCAUUUGCAUACUGUAAAAAAUUGAAAAGAGUAAUAUUCAAAUCCAGAAAAUUCGAAAUUCCUAAUCAUUUAUUUAUAUAUUGUAAACAUCUUGAAACAAUUCAACUAUCUUCAUCUUUGAAAGCGAUUGACAUAUACGCUUUUUACGAGUGCGUUGAUCUCGGUAAAAUAUCACUCCCAGAUACAAUACAGAAAAUACAAAGCUAUGCAUUUUACAAUUGCCAUAAAUUAACAUUUGAUUCAUUACCAACAGACCUUAAAUUUAUACAUGAAGGAUCAUUUUGUAAUUGUAACAAAAUAACCAAUUUAACUUUUCCAACAUGCUUAGUUUCGGUUGGUAAAUACUGUUUUGCAAAUUGCGCUCUUUUAGAAAGAAUAGAGUUUUUAUAUACUACAAUAGAACACAAUGCAUUUUCGAUGUGUCAUAAACUAUUUGAAGUUAAACUCCCUUCAAAUCUUAAAGUAAUUAAUGAAUUCACAUUUAAAGAAGAUAUUUCAUUGAAAUCGAUUUAUAUUCCAGAAUCAGUUUAUCAAAUUGGACAAGGAGCUUUUCGAGAUUGUAUUAAUUUGAUCGACAUUAAUCUUCCAAAGGGUCUCAAUAAAACCGAAAAAUACGCAUUCACAAACUGUUCUUCAUUAGAAAAAUCAGAUUUCCAGAGAGUUUGGUCAUUAUUGAAGAACAUGCAUUAG
This is a messenger RNA of Trichomonas vaginalis G3, 1272 nucleotides long. Its product is annotated as surface antigen family. The record is from RefSeq and is a predicted model, not a curated record. NCBI's taxonomy places the organism in Eukaryota, Parabasalia, Trichomonadida, Trichomonadidae. Bases 1 to 1272 code for a protein of 423 amino acids. The transcript has a single exon.